Messenger RNA from Penicillium arizonense, 888 nucleotides. RefSeq names its product Voldacs domain-containing protein. Gene Ontology annotation, biological process: mRNA cis splicing, via spliceosome. The transcript has 2 exons. Gene Ontology annotation, cellular component: cytosol; spliceosomal complex. Bases 1 to 888 code for a protein of 295 amino acids. Lineage: Eukaryota; Fungi; Ascomycota; Eurotiomycetes; Eurotiales; Aspergillaceae. The record is from RefSeq and is a predicted model, not a curated record.
AUGGAGGUUUUACGCAACUCCCCGGAAGCUUCCGCCUUCGUCCCGCUCGCAGAGCAUCAAUCGCGCACGCCGAGCUCUUUCUACGAAGGACCACCGGUGCUACACUACCACAGCGAGCGCUGCAAGAUCGUCAUCCUAGAGCGCGACCUCGUCGCUAGUCCGGCACUCAGUGCUCUACGUGGUGAGAGCGCCGCCGCAGCCAGCGAGCAAGAUGACGAGAAGGAAGUCGCUAUUGAGGGCGUCGAGACCUGGGUGACAUCCGACAAACUCCUGCUUUUCUCCCCCACCGCCUCAACCGGCGUCUCAAUCCCUUACCCUUCCAUCUCACUGCACGCCCUCCAACGCUUGCGCGUACCAGGCACCGAAUCCCCGGAAGUACAAGGCCUGUACAUGCAAGUUGCAACACCAAGCGCACCCUCGGCAGACGACGAGGAAGAGUCUAUCACGAUGACAAUCGUACUGCCAGCCGACGCGCCAACGCAAGAGACGAGCGAUGGAUCCGGCGAGACAGAAACACCCACUCAGAUCUUUUACAACUCCGUUUCUGCCUGUUCGAAUUUGCACCCCGACCCCGUUGAGCCUGGUGAUGAGGACGAGGACGAUGAGGAGGGCGCUAAGUGGUUCUCGGCGGAGGAUGCGGAUGGUGUUGUUCGACUUGGAGAUGGGGGUUUGCCGCCUCCUGUUGCUGGGAGUUCGGGGUGGAUUACAGCUGAGAAUAUGGGCGAGUUCUUUGAUGGGGAAGGGAAUUGGAUUGCUGGGGGUGAGCCGCCUUCUUUCCCGCUUGGGCCUGGGGCUGGGACAGUGAGGGCUAGGGAAGGGGAGAAUGGGUUUGGUGGGGAUGAGGAUGGUGGUGAGGAUGAUGAGGCUAAGUGGCGGAGGACUGAGUGA